AUGGCUCGCACUGGAGCAAUAACGAGCGCUCGAGAGGAACUCAAUUCAACGAACGGUGACAUCAAGAACGAAACUGAGGUCUCUCCGCCAUCAACUUCAACAAGAAAGAAACGCAGUAAAUAUCGCCAUGUAGCUGCAUAUCACUCAGAAGCUCGUCAUUCCAGUCUCAGUCGAGAGGCUGAUGUGCUCCCCAACUUCCUGGGGUUUCGAAAUCUCAUGGUGUUGGUACUUGUGGCGAUGAACCUGCGAUUGAUUAUUGAGAACUUCAUGAAAUACGGCGUGCUAAUCUGUAUUAAAUGCCAUGACUAUCGCAGGCAAGACAUUGUUCUUGGGUCUAUAUUAUUUGCCUCGGUUCCAUGCCAUUUGCUCGUGGCAUACAUCAUUGAGCUAUCAGCCGCUACUGCAGCCAAGCACGCAGUGGGUCGUCAAAAGAAGACAGAAAAAGAAAAAGAGCACGACCAGAAGGUCUUCCAGUCGACAUGGCCAUACACUGCUUUCCUGCACACGCUUAAUGCCACGCUAUGCCUCACAGUAACCAGCUUCGUGGUGUAUUUCUAUAUUCACCACCCAGGCAUUGGCACAAUAUGCGAGUUGCACGCGAUCAUCGUGUGGUUGAAAAACUGCUCAUAUGCCUUCACAAACCGAGACCUCCGACUUGCCCUACUCAAUCCCUCCGCAGACCCGGGCCUGCCUGAAAUCUACUCCUCGUGCCCCUACCCGAGGAAUAUUACCAUCAAUAACCUGGCGUACUUCUGGCUGGCGCCCACGCUAGUGUAUCAGCCUGUUUAUCCGCGUACAGCCUCCAUCCGGUGGUCAUUUGUUGCAAAGCGCCUUGCAGAGUUCGUGGUCUUGGCAGUGUUCAUUUGGCUUCUGUCUGCGCAGUAUGCCGCACCAGUGUUGCGGAACUCGAUCGAUAAGAUCGCAGUAAUGGAUAUUGCCUCCAUUUUGGAGCGUGUUAUGAAGCUGUCCACUAUCUCGUUGAUUAUUUGGCUUGCCGGCUUCUUUGCGUUGUUCCAAGCGCUCUUGAACGCCUUGGCCGAAGUCAUGCAAUUCGGAGACCGCGAGUUCUACACCGACUGGUGGAACAGCUCCAGUCUGGGUGGUUAUUGGCGGUCGUGGAACCGGCCUGUCUACCUUUUCAUGAAGAGACAUGUCUACUCACCGUUGGUGGGUCGUGGAUGGAGUCCUCUGGCUGCGAGUGGAAUGGUUUUCACGCUCUCCGCGAUUCUUCACGAAAUGCUCGUUGGCAUUCCCACACAUAAUUUCAUUGGUGUCGCGUUCUUUGGAAUGAUGUUCCAGCUGCCAUUAAUUAGCCUCACCGAACCGUUGGAGAAGAUGCGCGGGCCUGAAGGCAGGGUCAUUGGAAACUGCAUCUUCUGGGUCAGCUUUUGUCUAGUCGGACAACCACUUGGAGCCCUUCUGUACUUCUUCGCUUGGCAGGCCAAGUACGGAAGUCCAUCACAAAGUCAUCACAUCAUUUCCCCGGAUUCCCUCAUCAUGGUCGCAUUCAUUAUUCCUAGCAACUACGGUGCCGUUAUUGGCGUCGCCCUCGGCGCCAUUCCCGUCUUGGGAUUCGUUCAUGGUUCUAUCACUGGUAGCUUCCGCAAGGAGGCAAAGGUGCCCUACCCUCACAGCUAUGCCUCCAUGGAGCUAUGCAAGGAAAACCCCAAAGCUGAGCAGUUCAACUGCGCCCAGCGCGCUCACACCAACUUCCUCGAGAAUGCCUCGCAGACAAUGCUCUUCACCCUGGUCGCCGGUCUGAAGUACCCGGAGUGGGCUGCUGGUUUGGGCGCUCUAUGGGUAUUCUUCCGCGUUCUGUUCCUCUACGGCUAUGUGUACUCGAACAAGCCGCAGGGUAAGGGCCGCAUGAUUGGCGCAUUCUUCUGGCUUGUGCAGGGUGCUCUCUGGGGAUUGAGUGUCUUCGGUGUUGGAAAGGAACUGCUUUGA
Penicillium concentricum is the source of this 1947-nucleotide messenger RNA. RefSeq names its product putative diacylglycerol O-acyltransferase (DgaT). NCBI's taxonomy places the organism in Eukaryota, Fungi, Ascomycota, Eurotiomycetes, Eurotiales, Aspergillaceae. Gene Ontology annotation, molecular function: diacylglycerol O-acyltransferase activity. Gene Ontology annotation, biological process: triglyceride biosynthetic process. The coding region runs from base 1 to 1947 and encodes 648 amino acids. Gene Ontology annotation, cellular component: endoplasmic reticulum membrane. The transcript is spliced from 7 exons. The record is from RefSeq and is a predicted model, not a curated record.